Molecule: messenger RNA, 382 nt
Organism: Drosophila arizonae
Lineage: Eukaryota; Metazoa; Arthropoda; Insecta; Diptera; Drosophilidae
Product: zinc carboxypeptidase A 1 pseudogene
Source: RefSeq, a predicted model, not a curated record
AUUCAUAGCAAUGCGAACAAUGUCGCUGAACAAGUCGCUUCUUUUUGCCGCGUUGGGGCUUUUGGCCACCUUUGGAUUGAGUCAGGCGGAACGCGUUCACUAUGACAAUUAUCGUCUGUAUAAAGCCACUUCUGAGAAUGAAGAGCAACUGGCUGUGCUGAAGGAACUGGAGGGAUCCUCGGACUCCAUCAUAUUCCUGGAUGGUGUUCACCUCGUUGGGGCCGAUGUCCAGAUGGUUGUUGCUCCACACAAAGUGCCUGAUGUAUUGGAGAUUCUGGGCAAAGCUGAGAUUAAAUAUGAACUGCAGUCUAAGGAUUUCCAAAAGUCGUUGGAUGAGAUUGACGAGAAGGUGGCACCCAAGGGUCGCGCAGGCUCGGAAUGA